AUGACCUUCGAGAGUUCGCCGAGCAACCGAUUUGGCACACCUCUUGUACCGGGAAUAUUUUCCGGCGCGGGCGUAUCGGCCGAGGCGGCCGACCAGAAACUUGCUCGUCCCAUCCGCGCUGCAUCCUUCUCCGCCCUGCUCUCACGGCCCGGCGGACCAGCCUCUGGCACUAAUCCCAUCGCCGUGGGAGGACGCCGACAGGCCCUCGACUUCACGCCCGCCGUGGUAAAAACGACGCCCGGGAGCUCGGCGCAGGCGGCAAGUGGCGGCUUUGAGACUGGGAGGGGGCGUGGCAGUCCUCGACAGCAGCGGCAGCAACAGCAACAGCAGCAGCAGCAGCAGAGAGGUGGCGCAGCCCGCGGCGCGGCACUUGUGCGGCGGGCUUUGAGAGGCCCUCGUCUAUACAGCGCCGGGCGACGAGCGGGCCGCGCCAAAAAGAAAAAGGGGCGCCCACGAGAAUACUUAAAGACGCCGGGCAGCCUCCUGCCACCUGUGGUUGCAGCCCUUCCGCGAAGCUCCGGGCGACGCGCUAACCCGACGACAAAAUAG
This is a messenger RNA of Schistocerca gregaria, 549 nucleotides long. RefSeq names its product AF4/FMR2 family member lilli-like. Bases 1 to 549 code for a protein of 182 amino acids. The record is from RefSeq and is a predicted model, not a curated record. The transcript has 3 exons. Lineage: Eukaryota; Metazoa; Arthropoda; Insecta; Orthoptera; Acrididae.